Messenger RNA from Neltuma alba, 1537 nucleotides. RefSeq lists its product as uncharacterized. The transcript is spliced from 2 exons. The coding region runs from base 74 to 694 and encodes 206 amino acids. Lineage: Eukaryota; Viridiplantae; Streptophyta; Magnoliopsida; Fabales; Fabaceae. The record is from RefSeq and is a predicted model, not a curated record.
CGGUACAAAGUUAGCUUGGAAACUAAUUCUCGGAUCAAAUAGUUUGUGGGCACAAAUUUUACAGCAGAAAUAUAUGUGCAGAAGUGAUGAUGAUUUACUUAAUGUUCGACUUGGAGACUCAAAGCUCUGGCAUUUCAUUUGUCAACAAUCUGACAUUGUUGAUAUGGGAUCAAGAUGGCAAAUCAGAAAGGGGCAAUCAGUUAAUUUUUUUAACGACACUUGGCUCUUUGAGAAACAGAGUAUCAAAGAGGUAUGUUUGAGACCGCUUUCUGCUGAGGAAGAAGAGAGUACUGUCUCUGAAUGGGUAGUAAAUGGGACUUGGGACUUCACAAGAUUAUCCAAUCUCGUUCCUAAUGAAGUGAUGCAAAGGCUUAUCUCAAAGCUCCCACCUAUGACAGCAGCUGGAGAUGACAUCUUAGCUUGGAAUGCCACUACGAAUGGGGACUUUACUGUCAAGAGUGCCUAUUAUUUGAUUGAACAGAGUCAACCAAAUAGCUACAGCUCCACUUAUAACGCUAUUUGGAAAUGGACAGGUUUUGAGCGGAUUAGAGUCUCCUUAUGGAUUGCUUUCAAUAAUAGGCUCCCCACUAAUGCAUGGAGGAGUAAAUGGGCUGGUACUUCUCCAAUAUGUUCUCACUGUGGCAUUGGAAGCGAAGACACCAUCCAUAUUUUGCACGAUUGCUCAUACGCUUGACACCAUCCAUAUUUUGCACGAUUGCUCAUAGGCUGAGAAGCUUCUCUGAAUUUUUCUCUUCAUCAUUAUGUGAUUAGAUGUCAUGCAAUCUAACCAAGAAAUGGGUUGCUGAUGAUACCUAUGAAUGGAAUUUGAUUUGGGCUGUCACUGCAUGGUUUCUAUGGAUCUGGCGUAAUAAAUCAAUUUUUGAGACUGAUUUUCAAAAACCAGCUCAGCCUUAUUAUGUUAUCCUAAAUACCUGGAAAUCUUUUGUGGAAGGAAACAAUCUACCAUCUCCUUCUUUGAACCCCUUGGUUAGACCGACUGCGGCCUGGCAACCACCUUCAAUUGAUUGGUUUAAGGUGAAUGUUGAUGGUGGGGUUUCUAAUGGUUCUCAAGACGCCGGGUGUGGGGGAAUCAUUUGGGACUAUAAAGGGAGCUGGAUUGUAGGAUUUUCAAAUAUGCUAGGUCAAUGUACCCCUAAUGAAGUGGAAGAAUGGGCUAUUUUGAAGGGACUGCAAGUCGCCUCGGAUUUUGGUUUCAGAAACAUUAUUGUCGAAUCAGACUGCAAAAAUGUGGUGGACUUGAUCCUUAAAAACCAAAGAACAAACUCUUGCAGCCUGGUCUUUUGUCAGACUCAGGAGAUGCUGACCUUCAAGUGGCAGGUGAAAUUACAACAUGUAACAAGAGAGCAGAACCGUGUAGCAGACUCUCUAGCCAAGGAAGGAAUUUCCAGAACCUCUUUCUUUGAUUGAUGCCCGUCUCAUUUGUGGGAUUUGUGCCAAAAUGAUUGUCGGGGAGCUACUCCCCUCUCCACUUAUAGUUUUCUUUGUUUGCAAGGGUGAAUUCCCUCUUCUUUUAUCC